This is a messenger RNA of Trichoderma atroviride IMI 206040, 1914 nucleotides long. RefSeq lists its product as uncharacterized. Gene Ontology annotation, molecular function: tripeptidyl-peptidase activity; serine-type endopeptidase activity. The record is from RefSeq and is a predicted model, not a curated record. Gene Ontology annotation, biological process: proteolysis. Lineage: Eukaryota; Fungi; Ascomycota; Sordariomycetes; Hypocreales; Hypocreaceae.
AUGGGCUUAUCUCAACUUGCCGCUUACGGCAUCUUGACAGCUGCAGCUGCUUAUGCUGUACAAACAACAAACGGCUAUGCCACGCACGAGAGGCGAGAUAUCGACAAGCGAGACUCGUGGGUAAAGAGAGAUCGAAUUUCCGCUAGAGAUGUCCUUCCCAUGCGCAUUGGCCUCACCCAGCGAAACUUGGAACGCGGCGCUGAGCUGCUUCGGGAUGUAUCAGACCCAAGUUCGGCAAACUAUGGCAAGCACUGGACAAGACAGCAGGUCGCAGAAAUGUUUGAGCCAUCGAAAGAAACCCUAGACACGGUGAAGAGAUGGCUUGAUAGCACUGGAAUUACAGCAGACAGAAUCCAGCAUUCGAGAGGUAAUGGAUGGCUAACGUUCAAUGCGUCCGCCGCGGAAGCAGAAAAGCUGCUCCAAACGGAAUACUAUACAUAUGAUCACAGCAUUGAGAGUCGUACUGCCGUUGGAUGCGAUGAGUAUCAACUCCCGCAUUAUGUUAGAGACCAUGUGGAUUUUGUGCAUCCAGGAGUCUCUCUAAUGGCUGGUCUAAAAACGCCGUCUCCCAAAAAACGCGGAAUAGACCGGUCGAAUGCCAGUCAACUGCAGUCACGAAAUGCUGCCAAUAGCUCCUGCUACGAUUUGGUAACACCAGACUGUGUUCGAAAGCUUUAUAAUGUCCCGCUUGGCGAUAAGGCUGUACCGGGAAAUACUUUGGGCCUCUUCGAAUUCGGAUCUUGGUAUAGCCCACAGUCAUUGGAUGCUUUCGUAGAGAAAUAUGCGCCCAAUGUACCAACAGGCACAAGGCCGGCCAACGUGUCAAUUGACUUGAGCGCCUGGCAUUAUGGCGAAUACAACCAGGGCGUCGAAGCUGACAUGGAUGUACAAAUAGCUUUCCCACUGAUAUACCCCCAAAACAUCACCAUCUAUCAGUCGGACGACAUAUAUUAUACUGGCUAUGGCCUAGACUCUCAUCUCGGCUGGUUUCAAGACUGGCUUGACGCUAUUGACGGGUCUUACUGUACAUAUUCGGCCUUUGGCGAGACUGGAAAUGAUCCAGACAUUGAUCCGGUGUAUCCUAACCCGAAUCGAACUCCCGGCAGCGAAAACUCAACGAGUCCCGACUUUUACGAAGGACUGACUGCUUGCGGAACCGUGAACUCCACCAACGUCUUUUCCGUGUCCUACGGAGGCUUAGAGUAUAAACUCCCUGUCAAUUAUAUGUUUCGCCAGUGUAAUGAGUUCAUGAAGCUAGGGCUCAUGGGCACUACAGUUGUAGUUGCUAGUGGUGACUCUGGAACUAGCGUUUCUGAGAUUUGUGGUACAGGCUUUGACGAAUACCAUACAACGGCGCAGUAUCCUUCAAACUGCCCAUAUGUUUUAUCGGUCGGGGCUACAAUGUUGACGCCCGAUUCGAAAGAAGUUGUGGCCAAUCCUUACGGUAGAGAAUACGCCAGCAGCGGAGGCUUUUCUUACAACUACUCUCGUCCAUGGUACCAACACGAGGCAGUUGAAAGCUACAACAAAAAGUAUAACCGGCUACCAACCGAUGCGUAUAAUGCUUCUGGUCGCGGAUUCCCCGAUGUUAGUGCUGUCGGCUGGAAUUUGCCCAUGUUCACAACCCCAGAUCCAGCUCCCGACAAUGCUUCAGGAACCAGUGCUUCUACUCCAAUCGUGGCCUCAUUGAUCAACCGAGUGAAUGAGGAGCGCCUUGCAGUCGGAAAGUCCCCUGUGGGUUUUGUGAAUCCUAUAUUCUAUCAAAACCCUCACAUCUUUAACGACAUCACAUCCGGCAAUAACUCAGUUUGCGGAUCGUUGGCUUUCAAUGCCACGCCUGGAUGGGAUCCCACUACUGGCUUGGGCACUAUCAACUAUGCCAAGAUGUUGGAAGUCUUUUUGAACUUGCCAUAA